This is a messenger RNA of Pecten maximus, 2610 nucleotides long. Its product is annotated as translin-like. NCBI's taxonomy places the organism in Eukaryota, Metazoa, Mollusca, Bivalvia, Pectinida, Pectinidae. Gene Ontology annotation, biological process: RNA metabolic process. Gene Ontology annotation, molecular function: sequence-specific DNA binding; single-stranded DNA binding; RNA binding. The record is from RefSeq and is a predicted model, not a curated record. The transcript is spliced from 6 exons. Gene Ontology annotation, cellular component: nucleus; cytoplasm. The coding region runs from base 60 to 752 and encodes 230 amino acids.
CUCUAAACUGAAAUUUGUUUGCACACACGUGAGCUCAAGACCAUUUGUUUAGAUUCACCAUGGCAAACGAAUCGUCGAUGACAACAAUUUUUUCUGAUUUUCAGAAAUAUUUAAAUGAAGAACAAGAAAUAAGAGAGGAAAUCCGAGUGCUGGUGCGUGACGUGGAGCAGACAACACGAGAAAUUCAUACACAACUUCAGCUUGUGCACCAACACGGGGGAAUCAAGCAAGUGCAGGAGUACUGUGAAAAGGCUGAAACUUCAUUUGCAACACUGAGGGAGCAAUUCAGAAAAUUGGCUGAGGUUGUCCCAGCAGGACAGUACUAUAGAUUCCAUGACCAUUGGAAGUUUUCUAUGCAAAGAUGCUGUUUCUUGUCUGCUUUCAUUACCUACCUUCAAACAGAAAAACUCGUAACAAGGGAGGAAACUGCUGCAAAAUUAGGAGUUCAGGUGUCCAGGGAGAAUGGAUUUCACAUGGACCUUGAUGACUUUUUAAUAGGUGUUCUUCAGGUAGCAAGUGAAUUGUCACGUUUAGCUGUGAAUGCAGUUACUGCAAGUGAUUAUUCUCGACCAAUGAGAAUUGCUAAAUUUGUCGCAGAAAUGGAUGCUGGGUAUAGACUCUUAAAUCUAAAGAAUGAUGCUCUACGGAAACGUUUUGAUGGGUUGAAAUAUGAUCUAAAGAAAGUAGAGGAAAUCGUAUAUGACCUCACCAUAAGAGGUCUCAAGCCAUCAGAGGAUCCACCAAAGGAAUGAAGGGACCAUAACUCUGUUGUACUUGGACUUUGAUUUGUUCAAUGUUUAAGGGGUAACAUUGAUAGAAGACUUGUUUGGCAUUAUGCAGGUGUAACUGUUGCCAGUUUGUUAGGGGAGAAACUAUAAUUAGAUUUCUCUAUACCUUACAAGUCAGAAAGUGGUUCAAUCAGAAAUUGAGCACAGGGUCAAUAUUCUUUGUUUUAUGACAAUCGGACCAAUAACAGACAAACAGUUCCUUAAAAAAGGGGUAAUCAUCUUUACCCACCAUAAGCUAUUCUUUAUCUAAUUCAAAUUCAGUACAAAAGCAAACAAAGUCCAUUGCUCAGUGCAAUGAGAAUUAGAACACCUUGACUAGGUGUAUGUAACUCGAAUGGUUAGACUGUCCACCUAGAGCUAUGGGGUUCAAGGUUCGAGUCCUGGUCUAGUUGAAACAUUUUUCCUCUUCUAUAAUGUUUGGUCCGUAUAAUACCUCCUCUGUAAAGUUAAAGAUUAUGUCUCCCAGGCUUAUUACUGGACAUCUGAGGUUAAUCACAACUCAACUGUUCAAAUCUUCCUGUAUUUCUUUUGUAGAGAGACAGUCAAUGUAUUGAAAAGUUGUUAUAUGUGAAAUAUCUGUUCUCACUUGUAAUUACAGGCUUGGGGAAUACUUGAUAUAUUAAUAAAUUAUCAAAUCACAUGUAGUUGGUUCAGCUGUCCCACAAUAUUAUCAGGCUAGUUUUAGGUGGUUGGAACCAUUCAGACUAUUCUGGGAGAGUCCAGAGUUUUAGGUAGUCGGAACCAUUCGGACUAUUCUGGGAGAGUCCAGAGUUUUAGGUAGUCGGAACCAUUCAGAUUAUUCUAGGAGAGUCCAGAGUUUUAGGUAGUCGGAACCAUUCGGACUAUUCUAGGAGAGUCCAGAGUUUUAGGUAGUCGGAACCAUUCAGAUUAUUCUAGGAGAGUCCAGAGUUUUAGGUAGUCAGAACCAUUUGGAUUAUUCUAGGAGAGUCCAGAGUUUUAGGUAGUCGGAACCAUUCAGAUUAUUCUAGGAGAGUCCAGAGUUUUAGGUAGUCAGAACCAUUUGGAUUAUUCUAGGAGAGUCCAGAGUUUUAGGUAGUCGGAACCAUUCAGAUUAUUCUAGGAGAGUCCAGAGUUUUAGGUAGUCGGAACCAUUCAGAUUAUUCUAGGAGAGUCCAGUGUUUUAGGUAGUCGGAACCAUUCGGACUAUUCUAGGAGAGUCCAGAGUUUUAGGUAGUCGGAACCAUUCAGACUAUUCUAGGAGAGUCCAGAGUUUUAGGUAGUCGGAACCAUUCAGACUAUUCUAGGAGAGUCCAGAGUUUUAGGUAGUCGGAACCAUUCGGACUAUUCUGGGAGAGUCCAGAGUUUUAGGUAGUCGGAACCAUUCGGACUAUUCUAGGAGAUUCCAGAGUUUGGGUCUCUUUGCUACCACCCUGCUAUGGAGUAUCUAUUUUACAGUUAUCUCCCCUUUUAUGGUUGGAUAAUUCAUCAGCUGAUAAAACAGUGUCUGUGUUGCUUGCAACAUUUUUAAGAGCAUAGCAAUAUCAAAGCAGAUGACAUUAUAACAGUUUACAGCUAGGGGCCCUAGACGGGGAUAUGAUCACUUAUUUGACAUACAUUAGAAGGGAUAUAUAUACCAUAUCCCUUGAAGUGCAAAGGUGAGCAGACAUUGCCUGCAGCUUUGGCUAUAGAUGGGAUACUACCACUAAUAAUAUGGAAUAGUGAACUGUAUUUGAAAUAAAGAUAGGAUUUAAUUGUACUGGAUUUCCUGUGUAUAGUUACCGAUAUGUGUUGUUAAUGUGUUUCUUGUCUGAAGUGUUUGACUUACCAUGUAUUGAAAAUAAAGCAAACUUUAUAAUGAUAA